GAACAUAAUGACGCUGCCAUAGCAUAUAUUUAUAUAUAUAUAUGGAUGAUAUUAUUAUUAUCGAAAAAUUGAACUAAAUCAAUUCAAUGUUGACAAUGUUUCGCCCCAUAGUGAAGUGUGUCAUUCUAUGAUGUAGACAUACAUAAAAAAAAUUCCGAUAAUAAUCGACAAUUAGAAAUAAUUGCAAAAAUUGUUCUACGUAAGCAAUCGUCGUCACACGAUAUAUUCAAUUUAAAAAACUUUAUUUAUACGUCAUAAAUGUUUCAAAAGUAAAACAAACAUCAAACUAUGAAUGUAUGUGAAGAACAUCUUAACAUUACAAUAAAUGAAGAUAAAAUUAUUGAUGGUGCAAUAGAUGUUAUCAAGAAAAUUAGGCCAUCUUGGCCUCUGCAAGAACUGCAUUUUAAGCCAUUUACUGAUGGAAAAACAAAUAAAUUGGUAGGAAUAUGGUACUCGGGGCAUUAUGCAGAUAUGGUCCUGAUUCGAAUUUAUGGUAACAAUUCGGAUUUACUGAUUGAUAGAAAAAAUGAAUUAAACAAUAUCAGGAUAUUAAACAAGGCUGGCUAUACUCAUUGCAUUUAUGCUACAUUUAAUAAUGGAUUCGCCUAUCAAUUCUUGGAAGGUGAAACUCUGACUAUAGAAACAAUUAGGGACCCAAGAGUGUAUCCAUUAAUCGCGAGACGUAUGGCCGAAAUGCAUUGUCUUAAGCCUGAAAAUGAGCCUGAGCCAAAAAGAGCUUUCAUUUGGGAAAAAACAAAGAAAUUUAUGCAAAUUAUGCCUAAAAGAUUUUCCGAUCCUCUCAAGCAAGCAAAAUUUGAGAUGUUGAUAUCACCAUAUAUGGUUCUAGAAGAAGAAUAUCAUUUAUUGGAAAACACACUUUCAAAAAUAAAUAGUCCUGUAGUAUAUGCUCACAAUGAUCUUUUACUAGGAAAUGUACUGUAUAAUAAGGAACAGGAGAAUGUUGUUUUUAUCGAUUAUGAAUAUACUGCAUUCAACUAUCAAGCAUUUGAUAUAGCAAAUCACUUUGCGGAAUUUGCUGGUAUUGAUGAGCCAGAUUAUUCUUUGUAUCCGGAUGAAAAUUUUCAAAAAGCAUGGUUGAAAGAAUACUUACAAAGGUAUAAUGCAACUAAUAAUGUGUCUGAGAAAGAAAUUAACAAGUUGCACUGGCAGGUUACUAAAUUUGCUCCUUUGCCACAUUUCUUUUGGGGCUGUUGGUCUCUCAUCCAGAGUGAGCAUUCACACAUUGAUUUCGAUUUUUUGGAAUAUGCUGCAAUACGUUUUAAUGAAUAUUUCAAGUUGAAGGAAGAAAUAUCCAGUAAGUUGAAAUUGGGGUACGACGAGUAAAAAUGGCAUUUUUAAAAAAACCCAUUCCAGUAAAAGCAUUUUUUAACAUUUUCAUUCCAGUGAAAUUUUUUUUUAAUACUGUCUCCAAAUAUAUAUUAACUUGUUGAUAAUUGUGUAUUGUAUAUAUAUAUUUUACAUUCUUUUGGGUCCUAUUAUGUAAAUACAAAUAAUAUAUUGUAAUCAUUAUACAUGUGUACAACUAUUUUGUCCAUACUAGAAUUGUAAUAAAAAUAAUGUAUAUAAUAAAUCUAUUUAUUGCAUAAUAAA
Molecule: messenger RNA, 1611 nt
Organism: Cataglyphis hispanica
Lineage: Eukaryota; Metazoa; Arthropoda; Insecta; Hymenoptera; Formicidae
Gene: eas
Product: ethanolamine kinase
Exons: 7
Coding region: 289-1344 (351 amino acids)
Biological process (GO): phosphatidylethanolamine biosynthetic process
Cellular component (GO): cytoplasm
Molecular function (GO): ethanolamine kinase activity
Source: RefSeq, a predicted model, not a curated record